This is a messenger RNA of Tuber melanosporum (Perigord truffle), 750 nucleotides long. RefSeq lists its product as uncharacterized. Bases 358 to 657 code for a protein of 99 amino acids. NCBI's taxonomy places the organism in Eukaryota, Fungi, Ascomycota, Pezizomycetes, Pezizales, Tuberaceae. The transcript is spliced from 3 exons. The record is from RefSeq and is a predicted model, not a curated record.
UCGCAACAGCUUUCUUGAGGUUCUUUCGCUGUCUGUGCUCUCAGAUCAGAAAAAAUAAAGUCCGAUCGGAAACAUCUUACCCGUGUAUGGCUAGAGGUAACACAUCCUGUUUUAUCUAUACUGGUAUCUCAUUUGGUGGCAAUUAGUUAGCAUUGGGAGGCAACAUGGUACCGAGAAGGGAUAGAUUGCAUCCCCACACUAUCCGAGCACUCGUACCGUAUGCAAUGCGACAAUCUCGCUUCUGACCCCGCACAAUGUGCGCAUCGUACUGUGCUCUACCCAACACCGAACAAAGCCAGUCCUGUUGGAAUUUCAAACGAGACUAGUACUUUACUUAGGGUACAGUAAGCGGCGAGAAUGACCCAAAUGUGCACCGCUCCUGAUAGCAAACUUCCACACUUUAAACUCAAAUCUUCAUCAUGGGUGGCUGCGGUUGCGAAACUUCUGGUUCUUGUGGCUGUGGAGCGGAUUGCACCUGCGAUAACUGCCCUCAUAAAUAAAUCAAAACCCCCUGAGACUCGGCCCGCUCGUAUCUUGUACCUCACCAUAGCGGUAACGAAACAACGUCAGGCAAUCAUCAUUGACACGGGAAACGGGGGAUGCACUGGGUCGGAUGUUACGGUCGAAAUGUGUUCAACGGAGCGGGUGAAAUUCUGAAGGCUGGGGGAGGGCCUAUUCGUUUGUUUUUUUGAUUUGUUAUUCUAAACGGUAUCAUUUUUUUCAAAUAUAGUAUAUUUGAGGACAACGAAA